Molecule: messenger RNA, 2555 nt
Organism: Onychostoma macrolepis
Lineage: Eukaryota; Metazoa; Chordata; Actinopteri; Cypriniformes; Cyprinidae
Gene: ltap1
Product: chromosome 16 C1orf43 homolog
Exons: 7
Coding region: 156-917 (253 amino acids)
Biological process (GO): phagocytosis
Source: RefSeq, a predicted model, not a curated record
UGCAAAACAUGCGACGAAGAGACCACACGAGAUGUCAACAAAAACUCUCCUGAAAAUGCUGCUGUCAACUCGAAUAAUAAAGAGCUAAAUUUUACCAUUGACCUCUAAAAUCGACCGAUAUCUUCCUUUCAUGAGAAUUUAACAAGGAACUCACAAUGGCAGAGGGAAACACUCUUUCCGGUGUAAAUGUUGUGCUUGUUAUGGCCUACGGGAGCUUGGUGUUUGUGCUGCUGUUCAUCUUUGUGAAAAGGCAGAUUAUGCGCUUCGCUAUGAAGUCUCGCAGAGGACCCCACGUCCCGCUGGGCCACAACGCACCAAAGGAGCUGAGAGAGGAGAUUGAUUCCCAUUUGUCAAAAGUGAACGACAUUCGUUAUGAGCCACAUCUACUCUCUAAAGAUGACGAUCGACUGAAGCAUCAAGGCCAGAAUGGUUGUUAUAAUUACCUCUUCAGAAUGCAAACAUUAGAUGCUAUCAGAGACUCUGAUAUCCCGUUUCAUGAGUUAUGUUGCAGUGCCAGCGCUCUGACCGGCCGCCGCUACAGGAAGUGGCUGCAGGACCUGCGAAACUCUCACUCUCUGUUCAAAUCAAGUCACAGUGCAUUAAUAGAUCGCUUACUGGAGGGCUACGACAACGCUCGCCAUGGGACAGGGGUGUUUGGUGAGGCAGAGUUUGUGAAGUAUAAGGAAGAUCUGGCAGAACUGUCUGCUGUUGUGAAGACCCACUCCAGCACCACCAGUCUAAACCAGCAGCACCAGUCAGCAGCUAAAGAUCUGACCAGCUCCCCCGGCCCGUCGUCUGCCUCUACCAUUCAGGUCACGUACCUGCCGUCCACCGGACAGCGCAGCAAGAGACCCAAACACUUCCUGGAGCUCAAAAACUUCAAAGACAACUAUAAUACACUGGAGAGCACACUUUAAAGAAUGGAACCCUUUUGAGGAACUGUGUGAAAUAUAACUCAGAAACUGUGAAUCAGAAGUGUUCAGUGCUCACUGGAAAAGCCUUCAUGUAGAAAUGAAAGCAGUGGGAGAUGCAGUCAAAUGGCCUCAAAUCACAUUGAGAAUGUGAGAAUGACUUAAUAUAUGACAAAAUCUGUGGGAUAAAUGUCAGUGCAACUGCUUUGAGAGCAAUGUGAGAAUUAUAUGUUUGUAGUUUUAAUGUUUUUCUGAUGGAGCUAACAAGAAGCACAUUUUUGUUUUAUCUUAAAAGUCACUGUUUACCAGAUUUUAUUUGAGAAAUUGGCCUUUUAGUGUGAACAGGGAGUGUAAAGUUUAUAUCUUUAUUGUCCAAAGAGCACCAACAAAGCACCCUUUAGCUGAGAUGACAACAUUUUAACUGGAUUGACUUCACUGGAACAAACACAUGGAUUAAAAUAGCUGAAUGGACAUUAAAGGGACAGUUCACCCAAAAAAAUCAUCAACAUGUUCCAAACCUAUGACAGUUUCUUCUGUUGUUACAAAAGAAGAACAUUUGAAGAAUGUUGGUAACAAAACAGUUGACUUCCAAUGUUUGUUUUUUUUUUGUUUGUUUUUCAUGCUAUGUAAAUCAAUGGCUACUGUCAGCAUUCUUCAAAAUAGCUUUUUUUGUGCUCAACAGAAGAAAGAAACCAACAGGUUUGGAACAGCUGAGGGGGAGUAAAUGAUAGAAUUUGCAUUUAUGGGUAAACUAGCCCUUUAACUAUCCAAUUUUAUACUAAGGCUACUUAAAUUUGAGGUUUCUAAAUAAGAACCAUCCAUAAGAAGAGCUGUGCAGAGGACAAGAAAUUGGGAGAGAACAAAUGUUAACUUCUGUGCUAUUGAUUAUUUCUUUUUAAGUGCAAUUUUAAUUUUUAAAUGAGUUGAUGUAAAUGUGUGUAUAGGUUGAAAAGUGUGGUUUGAGUCAUGAAUUGAUACGGUUGUUGUAUUGACUUUCACUGUAUUCUAAAGUCUUAUCAGAUCUAAUGAAGUGUCUGCGUCAUCUGUACCUGCGCUGCUCUGCCAGUAGUGGUCUCCACUAAUCAGUCACUGGUUCGGUAUGUAAUCCAGGGCUGUUCCUGGAGAUCUACUUACCUGUCCAGUUCAGUGCAGCUCAAACCCUGCUCCAGCACACCUGUCUGCAAUUAUCAAGUGCUUUCGAGGAACUCAAUUAGCUGGUUUAGCUGGUGCGUGUUUGAUAUGGGUUGGAGCUGAACUUUCCUGGAAGGUAGGUCUCCAGGAAUAGGACUGGGCUCCCCUGAUGCAAUCUAUUCAUUUGAGGUUUUUUCGACUCCUUAUAUAUUAUAUAUACUGUAUGAGCUUCAAUAUCAUAGAGAGCUGUUUCAGAACUUUAAUAUUUCUUAAAUAGUUUAUGCAUACAACACACAAAUGUUCAAAAGUUUGUUUUUUUAAAUGAUUGUUUUUGUCUUAUGCUCACCAAAGCUGCAUUUGUUUGAUUAAAAAUACAGCACAACAGUAAUAUUGUGAAAUAUUGUUCCAUUUUAAAGUAACUGUUCACUAUUGUAAUAUACUGUAAAAUGUAAUUUAUUUCUGUGAUGCAAAGCUGAAUUCUCAGCAUUAUUACUCCAGUCCUCAUUCUUCAGA